UCAUGACGACAUCGUACAUGAGAGCCAAGGAAGUAUGGCGAUGAUGCGCGGUCGGUGUGCGAUCUUUUGUUGAUUUCGUUUAAAGGUGGAUGUGGAUAGUGUUUGCAGUGUCCAAGAGUUUGAUUAUAAUAUAAGUUAAGAGCACAAUUUUUUAGGACAAUGAGUUUUUUUAGCAAAGUAUUCGGUGGUAAAAAGGAAUCGCCCACUUUGUCGACGGCCGAGGCGAUACAAAAAUUACGCGAAACAGAAGAUAUGUUGAUUAAGAAACAAGAUUUCCUUGAAAGUAAAAUAGAUCUUGAAAUUCAGGUUGCCAAGAAAAAUGGAACGAAAAACAGGAGAGCUGCAAUUCAAGCUCUUAAAAGAAAGAAGCGAUACGAGAAACAAUUACAACAAAUUGAUGGCACAUUAUCUACAAUUGAAAUGCAAAGGGAAGCACUUGAAAGUGCAAAUACAAAUACUGCUGUGCUUACAACAAUGAAGAAUGCAGCAGAUGCAUUAAAAUCUGUUCAUCAACAUAUGGAUGUUGAUCAAGUGCACGAUAUGAUGGAUGAUAUAGCUGAACAACAAGAUGUAGCAAGAGAAAUUUCUGAUGCAAUAUCUAAUCCUGUAGCAUUUGGUCAAGAUAUAGACGAAGAAGAACUAGAGAAGGAACUGGAAGAACUUGAACAAGAACAACUUGACCAGGAAUUGCUUGGUAUCGAACCUACAGAUGAACUUCCAAAUGUUCCAGCUACUACACUUCCAGCUGCACCAGCCAGGACUCGUACAAAAGCCAAACCAGAAGAAGACGAUGAUUUGAAAGAAUUAGAAGCAUGGGCAUCAUAAAGUGGUAUCACAAUACUUCUAAAAUAAAUUUUAUUACACGCUGAUAGCUAAAAUUAAGUACACAUUGUGCAAGAACUCAAUAAUGUUACAUGAAUCGUUACUUUCAGGAAUUUAUAUUAUGUAAUUAUUUCAAAGUAAAUAUUGCAGUAUUUUUUCAUGUACAGUUUAAAACAUUGAUCAAAAUAAUAAUGAAGCUUUUAUAAAAAUGAGAUUGCUUUUUAUGCAUAAAGUAAAAACAUCUUUACUGACGUACAAAGAAGCUUCACAAAUAAUAGUAAGCAAGUGUUUUACUUGUAUAUAAGUUAGUCAAUAUAAUUAUAGUAAAAAUACAAAUUACGACAAACAGGUAUACAGGAUGUCUCAAAAAUAUUGUAACACCUUGAAAGAGGUGGUUCGGGGGGUGAUUUGAAACAACUUUUUCCUUACCGAAAAUGUUGUCAGAGAUUUCGUUGAAGAGAUAUUAACGGAAACCACUGACCAAUCAGAGCGCGAGGAUGCCGAUGGAGCGCUCGCGGUAGCGUAUGAGCGCGGCCGCUUAUCGCGUAGCCUACCCUCAACCGGCAUACUCGCGUUCUGAUUGGUCGGGGUUUUCGCUUAAUAUCUCCUUAACGAAACCUCGAACAACAUUUUCGCUAAGGAAAAAGUUGUUUCAAAUCACCUCCUGAACCACCCCUUUCAAGGUGUUACAACAUUUUUGGGACACCCUAUAUAAUUUACAGAUAAAACAUACUGGUAAAUAAUUAUAUAUCAAAUUUAUAUUUGCAAUGUAAAAAGUGAUAAGUCACAAAAUAUAUUGUUGCUUUUUGGACUUAAAUGUCAUUCUAAUGUAUAUAUGCAUAACAUAUUUUGGAAAGUAGCAUAUUGUUCAAACUGUUAAAUGACCACUUAAACCUUGUAUAAAUGUAUUUGCUAUAAAUAAAUUCAUUCAAAUGUA
This is a messenger RNA of Hylaeus volcanicus, 1759 nucleotides long. It is a transcript of the gene shrb, whose product is annotated as charged multivesicular body protein 4c. The transcript is spliced from 4 exons. Gene Ontology annotation, cellular component: multivesicular body; ESCRT III complex; cytoplasmic side of plasma membrane. The coding region runs from base 160 to 825 and encodes 221 amino acids. NCBI's taxonomy places the organism in Eukaryota, Metazoa, Arthropoda, Insecta, Hymenoptera, Colletidae. Gene Ontology annotation, biological process: vesicle budding from membrane; late endosome to vacuole transport via multivesicular body sorting pathway. The record is from RefSeq and is a predicted model, not a curated record.